Messenger RNA from Kogia breviceps (pygmy sperm whale), 1095 nucleotides. It is a transcript of the gene TTC32, whose product is annotated as tetratricopeptide repeat domain 32. NCBI's taxonomy places the organism in Eukaryota, Metazoa, Chordata, Mammalia, Artiodactyla, Physeteridae. Gene Ontology annotation, molecular function: protein binding. The record is from RefSeq and is a predicted model, not a curated record.
UCCUUGCAACAUGUAAUCACGGACUUAGAAACCAGUUUGGGACUAUCGAUCUACUGCUUUUCUGGAGACAGGCAGGCGAGACCAGCAGUAACAAGAGAAGUGCACUUCACAGGGGUCUGUCGGCCCAGGCUUUCCCGAAGCACCUGCGCCCUCCACCAGCAGCGUCAUUAAUCCCGCGAGACGACGGGUCCGCGGAAGGCACAAACUUCCCCCUUUGCUAGAGCCCAAGUUUUUGCCGUCAAGUUAAAUUCCGGGGUGCAGAAGUAGCUUUGUCGUGCCGCCUCUAAUCGCUCAGAAAUCAACCCCACUUCGACACGGAAAGCUAGGCCUCCGACCGCUAUGGAAGAGCAGCAAGGGCAAGAAAACCUCGCGACCCUAGCGCUUGCUCAAGCUCAUUUCCAGAAGGGCGAGUACGCAGAGGCCGAAGCGCUGUACUCCGCUUACGUUCGGCAGUACGCCUGUGCGGCCUCCGAGGGAGAGGCGCCCGGGAGCAAAUGCAGCCCUGAGGAUUUGGCUAUUGCAUAUAACAACAGGGGGCAAAUCAAGUACUUCAGGGUGGAUUUUUAUGAAGCCAUGGAUGACUACACAUCUGCCAUAGAAGUCCAACCCAAUUUUGAAGUUCCAUAUUACAACAGAGGGUUGAUAUUAUAUAGGCUGGGAUACUUUGAUGAUGCCUUGGAAGAUUUCAAGAAAGUAUUAGACUUAAAUCCUGGAUUUCAAGAUGCCAUGUUGAGCUUAAAACAGACUAUUCUAGACAAAAAAGAAAAGCAAAGAAGAAAUUAUUGAAAAUUUAAACUUAAUUGAAAUAUUAACUCAUGAUCCACCUGGCAUCACAUUGUCUCUAAUUUAAAGCUGGUGUUAAGCUAUUUUGAUUUAUAUUUAAGAUAAAGAGAUUCAUGCAUCAGCACUGAAAGUUAAAUGAUGUACUUAAGGUAGUUAAUUUCAGAUUGAGUAUGUUGAGUAGGUAUGCUUUUAUGAAGUGUGAAUAAGUAAAAAGAAUGUAUAAUUGUAUGGGCUUCCCUGGUGGCGCAGUGGUUGAGAGUCCGCCUGCCAAUGCAGGGGACACGGGUUUGUGCCCCGGUCCGGGAGGAUCCC